AUGAAUAACGAAUACGAUUACUUGUUUAAGUUGUUGUUGAUCGGCGAUUCCGGUGUCGGAAAGUCGUGUUUGUUGUUGCGUUUCGCCGACAACACCUACACCCAGGACUACAUCUCCACCAUUGGUGUGGACUUCAAGAUCAGAACCAUUGAACUCGAUGGUAAGACGAUCAAAUUGCAAAUUUGGGAUACCGCCGGCCAGGAGAGAUUCAGAACCAUCACGUCCUCCUACUAUCGUGGUGCCCAUGGUAUCAUCGUUGUGUACGACGUUACCGAGCAGGAAUCUUUCAACAACGUCAAGCAGUGGUUACAGGAGAUUGACCGUUAUGCCACCGGUGGCGUCAUGAAGUUGUUGGUUGGUAACAAGGCUGACUUGUCUGACAAGAAGGUAGUGGAGUACACCGCCGCCAAGGAGUUUGCCGAGGCUUUGGACAUUCCUUUCUUGGAGACUUCGGCUUUGUCGUCGUCUAACGUGGAGCAGGCGUUCUACACUAUGGCUAGACAGAUCAAGGCUCAGAUGACCAGCAACGCAGGUGCUGGCAAUGCAUCGGCAACCAAUGCGAAGACCAACGUGAAUUUGCGUGGCCAGUCCUUGACUUCUAAGCAGAACAACUCGUGUUGUUAA
Molecule: messenger RNA, 624 nt
Organism: Sungouiella intermedia
Lineage: Eukaryota; Fungi; Ascomycota; Pichiomycetes; Serinales; Metschnikowiaceae
Source: the annotation of a GenBank genome assembly